AUGGCGGAUGUGUUUGAAAGUGGCAAUGCUCAAACUUUAACAGCGGGAAUUAUCAUAAUAGGUGAUGAAAUCCUCAAAGGGCACACCAAAGAUGUAAAUUCUCAUUUUCUGGUCAAAAGGUUCUGGUCCCUUGGUAUUAAAGUGUGUAAAAUUUCAGUUGUGGCUGACGAUGAAUCGGAUAUCUCACACGAGGUACAGACAUUCUCGAAAAGCUACACGUUCGUCAUAACAACCGGAGGCAUAGGACCAACACAUGAUGAUGUUACUGUUCUCAGUAUAGCUAAAUCAUUUAAUGAGAAGAUUGUCAAGAAUGAGAAAGCUGCAGAGCUCAUUGCACAAGCUUAUGGCGUCCAAAAAUCCAACUUGAAUGAAUCUCAAAUGAAGAUGGCAAUGUUGCCGUCGUCUGCAGAGCUUGUUCACAGCAAYGAUAUCAAAAAUAAUCCUUUUCCUGUGAUCCGUGUACACAACGUGUACAUUUUCCCUGGUAUUCCCCAUUUUGUGGAGAAAGAUUUCCUUGGUAUUGAACAUGUUUUUGAUCAGGGCAGGAACAAUGAGUUCCACCUUUGUAAGGUGUUUCUAUCUGUCGAUGAGACACAAAUCGCACAUGUGUUGGAUGAAGUGAAUGAAAAAUACAAGAAAACUGUACAGCUUGGAUCCUAUCCAGAGUUCUGCAGUCGUGAUUACCAAGUUAAGCUGACACUUGAGUCAAAUCGCAAACAGGAAGUAGAGGAUGCUUGCCAUUACCUAUUAGGGAAGCUCCCUGUAGCAAACAUUGUCAGAGUAGAAGGUUUGGAGAUGGAAAACAGCAAUGAAGCAAAACCACAAGAUAKAUCUUGUAUAAAUGAGAUCUUAUCUCUGCUGAAAUCAUCCAACAACUCCAACAUUAGUGGAUGCGUGAAAGGUGCUUGGGCCGUCCUUCAAGAAGUKUUGCGAGAGUACAGCCUUGAAGAACUCUGCCUCAGUUUCAAUGGAGGGAAGGAUUGCACYGUCCUUUUGCAUCUAUUUCAUGCUGCAGUCUCACAGAAAUGUAGUCAAAAUACCAAGAUUAAUGCAUUAUACAUCAAAUAUGAUUCACCAUUUCCAGAAGCUGAAGAAUUCAUACAAGAAACAAUAAAGCGAUAUAAYCUUAACCUAAUUACUGUAGAGGGAAAUAUCAAAUCUGCAUUACAAGACCUAAAGACCACACAUCCUAAGAUCAAAGCCAUUCUACUAGGAACCAGAAGACAUGAUCCAUUCACUGAGAGAUUACGUACUUUUACUUGUACUGAUCCAGGAUGGCCUGAGUACAUGAGAGUCAACCCAAUACUUGACUGGCAUCAUUGUGAUGUCUGGUCUGUCAUUCUACACUUUAGGAUUCCAUACUGUUCACUGUAUGAUAAGGGUUAUACUUCAUUAGGUAGCACACAUAAUACACAGCCAAAUCCAGCACUUAAAGUGGAUGGCGAAAAGUAUAAACCUGCUUAUCUUCUAGAAGAUGAUCGUCAAGAACGAGCAGGACGAACUUAGAAGGGCAGUGUCCCCAUUUUAUUUACAUUUGGUUAAGAACAAAGCUACUAACAAAUAUUCAAAUACUCAUUAAUUAUUCACGAGGUAUCUAGCCAAUCCUUGUUCGUAAUUCAUACCACGUGCAGUAACUGGAAAUCGGAGGAAGUUACUAGGCGUACUGAAUUAAUUUUGUUCCAGUUACUCCGUACUGAAUUAAUUUUGUUCCAGUUACUCCAAGCUGAUUUAAUUUCUCAGAUAAUUUCAAAGUCCAAGUUAUUGAAGUUCUUUUAAACAAGUAGAAAUAGUAAACUAAGUUUAGAAUUUAGUGAAAAAAAUCUAUGAUAAAUUUCAUCUUGAGAUUCGAACUCCCAACCUUCUGAUCUAUGCCCUCCGCCUUAAACCAUUACACCACUCACUAUCCGAUGAAAAAUCUCGGAAGAUAAAAUAAUUUUAAAUGUUAUGAAUAAGUUCAUUAGGAUUAAAAUGAAUAGCAGACAGGGAAUUUGAAUAGCUUUUGUUUCUUAUGCCCAAAUGGGGAUUGAAGAACAAUAAAUAGAGCUCAAUGAUGUAAAUAUGAAAUCCUGCAUGAAGGAGCAAAUAUAACCAAUAUAUUCCUAUAGACUUUUAAUAUUUUUCGGCCCUUUUCUCCUCCCGAAUAAUUAAUGAGGAUUUGAAGUCGUUCCAAGUCCUCCAAUUCGGACUGGACAGGAUUUCAAGUCCUUGCAAUUAGUUCCAGUCCUCGGCUGCGCCUCGGACUGGAACUAAUUGCGCGGACUUGAAAUCCCGUCCAGUCCUCAUUGUCGGACUUGAAACAUUACAUCAUAUACUAUCAUAUAAUAAACGUAUUUAUGAAAAAGCGUAUUUAUGCCAGACCGUUAGUUUUAAGAUUGAUUUAACUAUACGAACAAGUGUAUGUACGUAGAUUAAUUUCGAUCUGCUCCAGGUCUCCCAGGAGUCUCAGGACUGGACUAAGAUCAAUUUUGAAAGAAUUGUAAUAAAUAACUACAAUAAGCACG
Exaiptasia diaphana is the source of this 2501-nucleotide messenger RNA. RefSeq names its product FAD synthase. The record is from RefSeq and is a predicted model, not a curated record. The transcript is spliced from 2 exons. Gene Ontology annotation, biological process: FAD biosynthetic process. NCBI's taxonomy places the organism in Eukaryota, Metazoa, Cnidaria, Anthozoa, Actiniaria, Aiptasiidae. Bases 1 to 1506 code for a protein of 501 amino acids. Gene Ontology annotation, molecular function: FMN adenylyltransferase activity.